AUGUUCGGCUGGUUCAAGUCUUCCGAGGAGUCCAAGUCCACCCAGGAGCCCACCUGGGAUGCGGCCACUCUGGCUAUGGAACAGCCAUCCACUACCGAGACCAUGUCUUCCAACAACGUCAUCUCCCAACAACCUAGCCCCGAGUCCAUGAAGAUGGAGCUCCGCGGUGGCGGUAGUGGAGAUGUCUGCUGUGGAAUGUAA
Messenger RNA from Penicillium vulpinum, 201 nucleotides. RefSeq lists its product as uncharacterized. The transcript has 2 exons. The record is from RefSeq and is a predicted model, not a curated record. NCBI's taxonomy places the organism in Eukaryota, Fungi, Ascomycota, Eurotiomycetes, Eurotiales, Aspergillaceae. The coding region runs from base 1 to 201 and encodes 66 amino acids.